Messenger RNA from Lymnaea stagnalis (great pond snail), 21339 nucleotides. The record is from the annotation of a GenBank genome assembly. NCBI's taxonomy places the organism in Eukaryota, Metazoa, Mollusca, Gastropoda, Lymnaeidae.
CACAGGUUGGAAUGUGAGUCUAAGAUAGAUCACUACAAGUUCUUCCAGUUCUCCCUCAUUCCUGCUGUAAGUUAGUGAUCAAACUGUUCGUUUCUGUGUGUCGCUGAUACUGAUAGCCAUGCAUUGAUAUCGUAUCCGGAAAUUUGAUCGAAAGGAAUUUCGUCGACGGUAAAUUGAUCGACGGUAAUUUGAUCGAACGGAAAUUUGGUCGAAUCUUUUAUUCAGUUUUUACGUUAAAAUUUUGUUUCAAAUUCCUUUUUGAACGCAUUAUUUUGUUUUACUAUAUAAUAUAGUGCCUUCAAAAAGAAAUUUGGCAAAAAUUUUAACGUGUGAACUGAAAAAAGGUUUCGAUCAAAUUUCCGUUCGAUCAAAUUACCGUCGAUCAAUUUACCGUCGACGAAAUUUCUUUCGAUCAAAUUUCCGGUAACCCAUUGAUAUAUGUAAUGCUUAAUGUCGGUAACACAGCCGCAGCCAUAAAUAUGAAUAUAGUGCUGUUGGUAAUACUUCGAAUCACAAACUAGAUCUGAAGAUUUUCAAUCAGUGUGAGUAAUGCAAUGGUGUUUGGUUUGUAAUCUACCCAAACAUCAGUUUUUUUAUUUGUUUGAAUUGUAAUUUUUUUUUAAAUGUUACGUGUUAGACAUUGUGGUAAGUAUGUCAGAAAUUGUGUUGAAUGGGUCAAACUUUGUGUUGAGUGUGUCAAUACUGUUUUAUGUGUGUCUGUCAGAGGGAUCAUAUUGUUAUAAUUCACUUAAAAGUUUUUGUAUAUUUUCUACUACAACUGUAUUGAUUGACCGCCUGACCCCCUUGACCGCCUGACCUCUUUGACCGCCUGACCCCCUUGACCGCCCCACCCCCUUGACCGCCCGACCCCCUUCACCGCCACCUGACCCCCUUAAACCGCCUGACCCCCUUGACCGCCUGGCCCCCUUGACCCGUGGUACAGAAAGCACACAUGUUUUCUCCAGGUGCAGUGAAAACCAGCUGUAAUGCGAAUACUAAUAUAACGCGGUAUUGUAAUGACUUCUGAAAGUCUCAUAUGUAUUUAUUUUACCCCCAAAAAAUAAAUAAAUAAAUUAAUUAAUAUUUUCAAGAUGUGUGGACAAAUAAUAAUUUACAACAAAAUAUUCAUUUCCACAAAUAAACUAAAUCUAAUAUAAAAUAUAUAAAUCAAAGUGAAAUUGAUUAAAAUAUGAAACAGCAUGUUUUAAUACAAAAUGUUCACGACACUAAAUUACAUAAUAUUGUUGUAAAUGAUUUGUUCAAUGCGUGCGCGUUUUGGUGCGGAGAUUAAUUGUGCUUUGUAUUUUUUGACGUUUUUGGUUGUGAGAGAUAAUGUUGCUGGUUUUUCCGGUUUUAGUCGUUGAUGUGUUGCAGAGAGGUAAUGGAAUGAAGAAGGCGACUUGAAUUAAGAAAAUAUAUUUAAAUUUAAUAAUUAUUUUGGACCUGUUUACCAAAUACCCCUAGACUUAAUGAAGCCAUUUGACUGCUAAUGCAAGCAGCUCGUAACAAAUGUAUCAUGUUAUAUUAAUAUUAUAUUUUUUUGUUUUGUAUUAUAUUAUAAUAUUAUUAGACAAGGAUGUGGGAUUCCAAGAAUGUAACAAACUGGUUCCCUGGAUGAUUGUCUACCUUAUUUUCCAUGUGUUGCUGUGCUGCUCCGGGUUGAAAUGGCUAGAAAGACUUUGAUAUUGUAUGCUUGUAAUUAGUUUUUGUAGUGUUGCGUUUGUUUUAAAUGUGGUGAAUUAUAGAUAUGUUUUUUGUUGACUUUGUACCGCGCUUCGAGCCUUUGGGGAUGAAGCGUGUUUUUGAAAUGAACUUUAUUAUUAUUAUUAUUAUUAUUAUUAUAAUGGCUGUUUGGAGUUUAUAAAAAAACGAUGAACCAAAAGAAAUGUAUUCUUUCAUGCAGUAAAUACUCGGAUAAGAACAAUACACACAACUAAACUAUGCUAUCAGAAAGAGUUUUUUUUUAGAAAAAUUGAAUGAAAAUUUAUGAACUGAUUUCUGCCUCACGAAGAACGAUAAAGCUGUUAUUUAAGAUUGCAGGUUGCAAUUUUAACAAAUCGGUUUGCCACACUAAAACUAAAAUAAUUAGGUAUCGGUUCUCUUAAACCGCUGCGAACCGGAUGAAUCCCUUGACUGGAUAUACGCCAAUCUCAUGUCAUCAAAUUGAAUUACAUAGCAUUGCCUUACAUUAUGUUAUAUUCCAUCUUCUUCAAGGUGGUGCUGUCACUUCUGAUGGCUUUCAGCAAACAUCGCACACGUCUGUUCCAGGAUUUCUUACACGGCCGGCCUGGACUUGUCUUGUAAGUGCGCUUGAUUUUAUUUGCUUCAACGAUUUGUAUUCACACGCUUAUCAAAGUUAUGAUACCUGCAGUUUAUACAAGAGUCACCGGAAGUCACAGAAUUUGCUAAAGCGCCAACAGGGUUUGUCAUUUCUCAGAUCCGGAAAACGUCACAUCGCAUUACGUUAUUUUACUAUUUUUAAGCAGAAUUUUCAUGAACCAUAUCUACUAGCAAUGUAUUUCAUAACAUAUAUAUAUAUAUAUAUAGGGUGGGCCAAUAAAAGUGAGAACAUCUCGUAAAAUGUGAUUAAUCACAUCAUCGAGCCAGACACGUGGCCACCCAACAUCCCAGAUUUAAACCCAUAAAGAUUAUGCCAUAUGGGGGGAUUUGCAAGAAAAAGUCUACCUUCGGCGAAAAUUUUCCAGUUGAGCAGGUCAAGUUGGCAAUAAUCGAGGAAUGUCGAAAUCUUGGGCGACGUUUCAUUGUCAGAAGCAUCAACGAGUGGCGUCGACGCUUGGAAAAAGUCGUUGAGAAGCAAGGAGGACACAUUGAACAGGAUUUCUCAUUAGCUCAAUAUUUUGAAAAAAAAAAAACCCAAACAAAAACUCCAUGAAGAAUUAUAAUUAAUUAAAUUAUAUUUUGAAAUAACUCACAUGCUACCAGAUGUUCUCACUUUUAUUGGCACACUCUGNCAAUUUGUAAAAUCUUUCGUAAAAUUUAGAAGUCAUUUACCCGCCAGUGUAGAUUUUCAUUUCAGAAAUUAAUAUCAAGACAAGAUUGCUAUGCUAGAAUGGUAAUAAGGGUGGGAGUUGGGGGUGGUGGUGGUGGUGACUGCAAUCAGGGUAGGAAAAAGGAACACAGUAUGGGAAAACCAGGAGAAAAAUAGGACGAAACAAAAUAACGAACGCCUCGGUUAGGAGCCUUCUUCAUCGAACAAUCAACAGUAAAAAGAAUAUAACAUAAAAAUAAACACUUAGCUGCAACCUAGUAUCUGAGAGGACAGCAAGAAGAAUAGGAUCAUUCGCAUGUCAAGACAUCUCAGUGAGUAUCAUGCAUUUUUUCUUACCCCCAGCCCCAUGGAUACCCUGACGAGAUCGUCAAGAGUUUCAUACUGCUGUGCUUUUGGUACCACCGCCUUACUGGUCUACGAAAUCAUUCUAAACCAGUCGUUCGCCAUAGACUACAACGGACCAAUCGCUAUAAAAGGUUCGCUGAAGAGGUUAACAGUUAAAACAUAUAUGAUAUAUAUAUAUAUGUAUAUGAGCUAGGAUAUCCAAUUUAACACUAAAGUUUAAUUCAUAUCACAUUUAUCAGGAAAACUAAAACAUUGUUGUUUUUAGUGCGUUGUUAAUUUAGCGAAAUUAAAUUAAAAUGAUUUCUUUUCAUUGGAUAAAGAAUUGUUAGUUUUACGAUUUUCGGAUGACAUGGUAGAAAAAAAGGCAAAAGAUUUGUUACAUUUUUAAUGAAGAUAUAUUUAAAAUUGUAUAUAGAGUUUUUGUUGUAAAUUUAACAUUAAGUUUUCACAAUUUUUAUUUUUAUUUUGUUAUGUUUAGUUUAAGGGCAAGAAAAGUGUUAAGGUAGGCCCAACAUUUAACAAUUUAAAAACACAUGACAUCUAAAGAAUUUCUCUUGGGUAGAAAUCAGCCGUCAAGGACCUCCUUUAGUGGCAAUAAUGAUUUAAUCAGUAAACAUUUAGACUUGGUAAUAUAAAGUCAUGUCCAGAUAAAAGAAUUGUGCUUAGGGGCUCGAAAAGGGGUAAGGGUAGGCGUAUAAUAUAUAGCAGAAAGAUACUUUUUAAAACUUUUAAUUAUGUUAUAAACGCUAAUAUCAUUACAUAGAUACCUCUUUUUAAAAUAAGGAAUUGCGAUGAGUUUUCGCAAUAGCAGGAGGAAAUUAUCAUAUCGCAAACUGCCUGCCUUUCUUAUCUCGAUAACAUCGAGUGAUAUUUUCUAGUAAACGAUGCAUGAUUUCGUGAAUGGAGCAACUGUUAGAUACCUUGUGGGAAUGUUUUUUUACAACCAGAUUUCUUCGCUCUUUUAACUAUUUAGGGGUUCUGUGAUACAACCGAAAUUUUAGAUUAUAACAAUUUUUUUAGAAACUCAUCGUCCUAUUGGUUAAUUUCAAACAAUUAAGUAUUCCCAAUCUCGUUGACGUACAAUAAAUUAUUCCCAAUCUCGUUGACGUACAAUAAAUUUUCGCGAAUAAACAGUCCAAAACUUUUUGCUGAAAAUGACGUCUUGAAGCAGGGGUCCCCCAACCCCGGCCUGUGAGCCCCUUAUUCCCCGUCAGCUGUCAGAACGUCGCCCGCGAGGCCUCUAUAUUUCCUUUACUGUAUGGUUAAACAUUGUUAAUUUAUAACAUUGUGGCCCGCUUUAUUAUCAAUAUGGCCCUCGGUUUGAAAAUCUUGGAAACCGCUGUCUUAUAGGUAUCAAUUAGGUUCAAUUAGUUAAAGAAUUAACGUAAAAUUGUGUGUAAAUGUUAUAUUUAUAUUAUGCCUCCACUUUAUAUCUCUUUCAAAUGUCUGCUCUGUAUGGAAAUUUCUCAAUGCCGUCCUUACGUUUUCUGCCUGCUACGUCUCAUGAGAGAUUUCUCCCAAUCUCCAGCGCUGAUCGUCAUCGUGUCCAUGUUCAUAUACGGCCUCGUGUAUUUUCCCAUCUUCACCUGCCUCGCAAUGCGAACAGCUUUCUGCUACGCCAUGGGCUCCCUGUACAUCUGGGUCUUUUUUGGAAUAGAAGUGUAUCAGACACAGGAGUGCGCGGACACUUUUGUAAGUACAUAUAUUUAGUUUUAAACCUUAUUUAUACAACACCUAUCCAGCUAGCUUAGAAGCUUACACUGUAACUUAAUCCUUUGUGCAUAGCUUUGGCUAUUAUGGUUGAAAUGGCUAGAAAGACUUUGCCAUUGUAUGCUUGUACUUAGUUUUUGUCGUGUUGCGUUUGUUUUAAAUGUGGUAAACUAUAGAUUUGUUGUUUUUUUUUGACUUUGUACCGCGCUUCGAGCCUUUGGGGAUGAAGCGUGUUUUUGAAAUGAACUUUAUUAUUAUUAUUAUUAUUAUUAUGUGGAAGAUUACGUAGAGCAACAUCCUACACUCGAACUGUCUAGAAAAGUUUAAACAAGCUGAGGUCAUACAAUUUUAGUUAAAUCAUAGAGACUUAAUGAAACAUGAGAAACAAGAAAAAAACAUUAAUAUAAUAUUCAAACACUACAGGAAACUUUAAAAAAAGGUUUAUUCACAGAUACCUAGGAAUUGCCAAUGAAGUAUAGCAAUCUGUGAAGAAAAACUAAAAUCUCCAUAAACAUAUGGAGAUUCUUUUGCUAUUUCCAUAAUAUUUAUAUCAAACAAUAUAGAACUUGCUCGAAAGUUCUAUAUAUUUAAAAAAAUGUAAAUCUUUAAAAAAAACUUGUAUUAAAAUGACGCUGAUUUAAAUAUUAUAUUAAUACGAAAACAUCUCAAACUAAACUCCGUAACUCUUCACGUUUUCCAUUAAAAUUAAAAUAAGGGCCCCUUUGGUGUGGAGGUGGGGUCCAUUCUAUAUGAAUAGGUUAUAAAAAUCACUAAGAUAAGGAACCUAAAGAAUUCACCCGAUAGGUUAAAAGUUGUCCUUUUAAAAUCAGCGGAACAUUUAAGAGAUAACGAAUAUGAGGAAAAUGAAAUCAGUGUCCAUGGACCCAAACGUGGUGAAUAUGAUGAGUUUAAAAGCCUAAAGAUUUUCAGCAUAGACCUUCAGGUGAAUUUGAACCAAGUUUGGUCUAGAUCUUUUCAUUAAUUAUAAUUUUAUUUAUAUAGGUCAUAUUAGAAAAAACAAAAUUUGGCCCCCCAAACUUGAACGGGACUUAAUUAUUACCAUUUUGUUUUUUUUGUUUUUUUAAACCCCGUAGGCAUUUCUUUCUGGAUAAUGAAGUAUAUAACUAUGUAUCCCAAGUUUGAUCCAUGAAUCCAUGUGGAAAAUUAAGAAGUAAAAAAAAAAAAAGACAGAUUUUUAUAAUGUGCAUAGUUGAUAAAUAUGAUACCAAAAAGAUACAUUGGAUGAACAUUUAAAAAAUGUGAGUGAUUUAAAGAGCAUUUAUUCAUACAACACAUUUAUAAAAACACAGCACUUACAUAUUAAUGAACACCGGAAUGGCAUUUUAUGGUUUUGUGUGUGGGAUUUAAAAAGCUUUUAAUACUAAAAUGAAUUUGCAACAUGAAAAUAACUGAAUUUAAAAAUUCGAAAUCUUCUAUGGACUGAAACUUCCCCCCCCCCCCAAACGUGUUCUAUUAAUAGAUUUCCGCCAUUAAAUGACAAUCUCUAUAGAUGUCAAAAUAAAUUUAAAAAGUUUUUAAUAAUAAAAUGAAUUUGCAACAUGAAAAUAACUGAAUUUAAAAAUUCGAAAUCUUCUAUGGACUGAAACUUCCUCCCCCCCCCAAACGUGUUCUAUUAAUAGAUUUCCGCCAUUAAAUGACAAUCUCUAUAGAUGUCAAAAUAGACAUCAAAAAAUCUAAGGAUGCAGUGAAUGGAAAUGGAAUUAUGUCAAACAAGUGUAAAGCUAUAUGUGUUAUUUAAAAAAAAAUAUUUUUCAACCAGGAUGAUAGCAUCGUGCCGUUGUUGAGAGCCCUGCCCAGUCUCUUGUGCCAAGCAUACCUCAGUAUCUCGCUACCCUACAGAUUUGUGGUCGCUUGUUACCGAGGUAAUUUCUUGACAGCUUCAACGAAAACACAUGAAAGUUUGAUCGAAAUCAGAGAUUCCUUUCAAGGCAGGCACGUCCGGAACUUAUUGAAAAAAACGGAAAUCAUACAGUAAGUGUAAGGUCAUAAAGUAAGUGUAGUCAUAAAGUAGGUGUAAGUCAUAAAUUAAGUGUAAGUUAUAAAGUAAGUGUAAGUCAUAAAGUAAGUGUAAGUCAUAAAGUAGGUGUAAGUCAUAAAUUACAUGUAAGUUAUAAAGUAAGUUUAAGUCAUAAAGAAAGUGUGUGUCAUAAAGUAAGUGUAAGUCAUAAAGUAAGUGUAAGGUCAUAAAGUAAGGGUAAGUCAUAAAGUAGGAUUAAGUCAUAAAGUAAGUGUAAGUCAUAAAGUAAGUGUGUUUCAUCAAGUAAGUGUAAGUCAUAAAGUAUUUGUCAUAAAUAAGUGUAAGUCAUCAAGUGAGUGUAAGUCAUAAAGUAGGUGUAAGUCUUAAAGUAAGUGUAGGUUUGAAAUAACUGAUGUAGUGACAGAGAUCAUCAAUAAACGAAUCCAUUUUAUCAAACAAUAUUGAAUAUUUUUUUCUAGAGUAAAGUAAAAAAAAAAGAACGAUUGUUCUACUUUACACCGAUAGUCGUUGUCCCCAACAUUUCUCUCUGUGCAGACCUCAAACACAUCACAAACCCACAAAUUACUUUUCUCUCCCCUACGGUUUCUCUUCUCGCUGUGAGUGGCAGAGAGUAUGACGUCUAUCCUCGCCUCUAAUUCCACACUCCGAAAAAAAAUAAAAAUAAAAUAUCUUGAAGAAUAUCAUAUUAAUUUACAAACCGUUUUUCGGAUAAACAUGGACCUUUGGAGGUCUGAGUGACCCCCCCCCCCCCUUUGAAAUCUUCGAAGACUUUCAUUUAUCAACAUUUCGAACCACUGAUUUUUCUAAUGUUUGAAACCGUGUCAUUUCAAUAAAAAUAAAAUAUCAUGAAGAAUAUCAUAUUAAUUUACAAACCGUUUUUCGGAUAAACAUGGACCUUUGGAGGUCUGAGUGACCCCCCCCCCUUUGAAAUCUUCGAAGACUUUCAUUUAUCGACAUUUCGAACCACUGAUUUGUCUAAUGAUUGAAAACGUGUCAUUUCAAUCAUUAAAUAAGUAGAACUACGCCUAUUAUAAGAACAUAUUAUACUCAUCUGUCAUAGUUCUCUCAAAUUUACACCACUUAAUCAUCAUUAUAACGGAUCUUACUUUUGAAGAAUAUGAACAAUUUAAAGGAGUCAUAAACAAAAUCAGUUAAUAAUCUACCUUUUAGCCCAAUGGGUGCUGGGUUGGUCGGUUGGUCAAUCCCAAGCCUGUGGUCUGGAGUUGAGUCUCCAAAGACCAAGUCAAGCAGACACAUCAGCAGCAAACCCGGGUGGAUGGGACCCGUUAACCUCAGAUGGCAACUCAUCUAAGAGAAGGAAACUCUGAAGUUAAAAAAUAAAAAAAAAGACAUGGAGGAUUCCCGAAGGCGGAUUAAUUGAUGGAUGCAAUGAACCAUUUCCUGCGACGCUGCUGGGGCCUAGUUGUUUCAUCCAUAUAGGCGUGUUUCCUUUGGUGUGUGGAGUGAGGCCAUGAACUGUCUUGUGAACUAGGUAAUACUCCAAAGAAAAACAUCACAGGCCUUGUGAUUUCGUCUUCCUAAAUCUACACUAUCUUCACGGAUGUUUAAAAAAAAAACAGAGGGAGGGGGGGGGGACUCAGACUCCAACCUGUAAACUAAAUUUACUGCCACGACAGCUUCUUAAGAAGAUAAAACGCGAGCAGAGCAGACCCAGCCGAUAGAAGUCAUGCUGAGGACGGCAGACAUCUUUUGCACCUGUAACAUGUCAGUCAUUUUCUACUUACAGUGGAUGUUUUGGACGGAAUGGCACAAUCAACACAGGAAGCUCGUCAAGAACUGCUGAACAAAAAAUGACUUACUCUUUUCUUUCAGCUAGACACAGAAGCUUGUGGAAAUCCAGCUAAAUGACUUUAAAAUAAAAUUUAAAAAAAAGGAAAGAAUACAAAUGCUCCAGUUACAUCGGAACUAGAUUGUUAAUACUGUUUAUUUAUUUAUUUUUGAGACGAUCUGAGCACCGGUUAUCUGUUGUUGUUGUUUUUUUCUUCUUUUUUGGAGUAAAGUUUUGAACCUGUUAUGAGCUUUUACAAUGCAAGCCUAACAGAUUGACACAGUUGAUAAGAUCGAAAGCAGCAGCUGAAAACUAUUUUCCAGAAACGUCAAGCACCUCUCGUUUUUCAGCAGUUUGAUAUCGGAUCGUGACCUCUUCUUAUAAUCAAUACGUAAACUGCGAUGAUGCCAUCUGCACCGACAAAAAGUUGCUAAUUGAAUUCUAUAGCGAAACCCCAAUACCCGCCUGCUGUUAGGCCCGACGAAUUGCAUUUCAAGCGACUAUAAUCUAUUUUUGGGAACGCUAUGUGACUUUUACGUUUCUUACUUUUUGAAGUCUUUUACUUACAUAAUGUCUGUUUUUAAAGUAAGGAUUAUAGUAUUGUACAAUUUCACAAACAGUUAUUGAUUGGUUUCAAAACCGAUAACCGGCCUUCUGAUGAAUUGUUGAGAAGAAGAUGAGUGAAACAAAGUAAUGGGACAACCAGAAAGGUGAAAGGAACAAAACAACGAACGUGUUGGCAAGAAGCCUUCUUCGGCGAACGAACGACAUUCACAAAAAUAUAUAAUAAAAAUUAAGAAACACUUAGCUGUAGUGUAGGCCUAUCAUCCGAGAGGACAGAGAGAGAGGAAAGUGAUGUAAUUACUGUUUAACAGCCCAACGGAACCACUUGGUGUACAUCCAGUUUUUAUCUUAUUUCAGGCCAACAGUUGGCGUUGGCAAUAAAAUCAAGUCAAUUAUUGAGAAUGGAAUCGAUGUUUUGCUCUACAAACGGGAGGAAGGUGAGUACAGUAUAGGCCUCGAUAAGUAAAGAUUGCCGAAAUGGUCUAGAUGAGUCUAGAUAGACCGGAUAGGUAUAGAUCGGUUGAGGUGGUUCUAGAUAGGCGUAGAUAGGUCUAAAUAGGUCUAGUUGGGUCUAGAGAGUUCUAGGAAAGACUAGAUAAGUCUAGUUUGGUCUAGAAAGUCUGGAUAGGUCUAUAAAGUUCUCAAAAGGUUUAGAAACGUCUUUAUGGGUCUACAUUCUGUUAGAUAAGCUCAGAUAGGUCUAUCUACUUCUACUCAGAUAAACAUAUGUCUAGAUAUCCAUCACUCUUUAUAAUAAUAGGUCUUGAUAGCUGUCAUUCUCUUUGUAUCACUAGGUCUAAAUAUCCAUCACUCUCUUUGUAUCACUAGGUCUAAAUAUCCAUCCAUCUCUUUUUAUUACUGGAUCUAGAUACACGUCAAUUUCUUGUUCUUAUAGGUUCUAGAAAUUUGUCCAUCCCUUUGAAAUACUAGAGCGAGAUAUACGUCACUUAAUUUUUUUCUUAUUUAGUCUAGUUAUUCGCCCUUCUUUGUCUAAAUUGGUCCAGAUAUCCUUCCCACUAAUACUAUGUCUGAUAUCUGUCAUUCUCUUAUAAAAAUAGGUGUUUCGUUACCACCCCCACCACCCAAUGAGUCUUUCGGUCUGGACGAAAAGCUGUAUUACUAGGUCUAACUAUCUGCCAAUCUCUUUGUAUUUCUAGGUCUAACUACCUGCCACUCACUCUCUUUGCAUUACUAGGUCUAACUAUCUGCCACUCUCUUUGUAUUUCUAGGUCUAACUUUCUGCCACUCUCUUUGUAUUUCUAGGUCUAACUAUCUGUCACUCUCUUUGUAUUACUAGGUAUAAUUAUUAGAGAACAUUUCGUAGAUGUAAUCGACUCACUCAAAAUAGUUAUUGAUGCCAUUUAAGAGUUUUAAAAAACGAAGACUGCAAAAAAUAGGUGGCUUAAAAUUGAAGUGUGCACAAACGUAAAUUAAAUGUAGAUUACUUUUAUGUUAUUCUUUGUGACGCAAACGUUUACUACUGUAGUCAUUCCAUUCUGUGAGUCUCGCAAUAAAUAAAUUGUCACAUUUGAUCAAUUAUCUAUCAACUCGAUGUGUUUGAAAUGUUUUACAGGCUUCCGGUAUCCGUCCAGGUUUAUUUCAGUAAUGUUCAUUGGAGGGAUUGUUGUCUAUGUGGUAAGUUGUGUUGUGUAUGUUGGGUAUGUGGUAAGUUGAGUGGUGGGUGUAGUAAGUUGUGUGGGUGAGUGUAGUGAAUUGUGUGGUGAGUGUAGUAAGUUGUGUGGGGGAGUGUAGUAAAUUGUGUGGUGAGUGUAUUAUUUGUGUGGUGAGUGUAGUAAGUUGUGUGGGGAAGUGUAGUGAAUUGUGUGGUGAGUGUAGUAAGUUGUGUGGGGGAGUGUAGUAAAUUGUGUGGUGAGUGUAGUAUUUUGUGUGGUGAGUGUAGUAAGUUUUGUGGGGGAGUGUAGUAAAUUGUGUGGUGAGUGUAGUAAGUUUUUUGGGGGGAGUUUAGUAAAUUGUGUGGUGAUUGUAGUAAGGUUUUUGGUGAGUUGUAGUAAGUUGUGUGGUGAGUUGUAGUAAGCUGUGAGGUGAGUGUGGUAAGUUGUGUAGGGAGUGUGGUAAAUCGUGUCAUGAUUGUGGUAAAUCGUGUCAUGAUUGUGGUAAACUGUGUCGGGAGUAUGGUAAGUUGGGUCAUGAACAUUAAAUGGCCAAAUACCAUCACCACCAAAGAUCCACUAGAAAGGACUUGCAGGGGGGCCCAUUAAUUAAGACAUCAUAAAGAAAAAAAAUGUAAGUGAAUAGGACAUACUCUCCGAAAACCCCCAGAAAGCAUCGCCAGACAACACCUAUCAUGGAAUCCACGGGGGAAAAGAAAGAGAGGAAGGCCUAAGAAUACAUGGAGACGCGAGCUAGAGGCAGACACAUAAAGUAUGGGAUAAACCUCGAAAGGAAAGCACAGGACCGUGAUGAGUUGAAAAUUCUUGUGACGGCCUAUGCCCCAGGUCGGGGUAAAAGGCGUAAGAAGAAAGAAGAAGAAGUAUAAUCAUUAUUAUACACCUCCAUAUCUUAUAUGUUGUGUAUUCAUCCUUAAUGUACACCCCAACAGCUUAAAUAUAAUGCAUCCAUCAUUACUUUGCACAUCAAUAUCUUUGAUAUAAAGUAUUCAUCUUUAAUAUGCGCAUCUCAAACUUAUAUAUUAUAGUGUAUCCAUUAUUAAUGUACACAACUAUACCCUAAAUAUGAUGCCUGUAUCAUUAAAAUACACAACCAUAUUUUAAAAAACAAUGUAUCCCAAUGUACACAUACAUAGUUUAUAUAUAUAUAUAUAUAUAUAUAUAUAUAUAUAUAUAUAUAUAUAUAUAUAUAUAUAUAUAUAUAUAUAAAAAUAUGAUGCCUGUAUCAAUAAAAUACACAAACAUAUUUUAAAAAACAAUGUAUCCCAAUAUACACAUACAUAGUUUAUAUAUAUAUAUAUAUAUACACAUAUAUAUAUAUAUAUAUAUAUAUAUAUAUAUAUAUAUAUAUAUAUAUAAUAUAUAUAAUCUAUCCAUCUUAGUGUACACAUAGAUAUAUUAUAUAGAAUGUAUUUAUCAUUAAAGGACACCUCCAUAUCUUAAAAAUAAAACAUAUCAAUCAUUGAUGUACACCUUCAAUUCUUAUAUAUAAUGAAUCCAUAAUUAAUUUUACAACUCCUUAUCUUAUAUAUACUAUAUAAUAUAUCAAUCAUUAGUGUACAACUUCAGAUCUUAUGUCCAAUGUAUCCAUCAUUAAUGUACACCUCCAUAUCUUAUAUAUAAUGUAACCCUAAUUAAUGUAAACCUCUAUAUCUUAUACAUAAUGUAUCCACCAUUAAUGUACACCUCCAUAUCUAAUUUAUAAUGUAUCCACCAUUAAUGUACACCUCCAUAUCUUAUUUAUAAUGUAUCCAUCAUAAACGUAAACCUCUAUAUCUUAUAUAUAAUUAUCCACCAUUAAUAUACACCUCCAUAUCUAAUUUAUAAUGUAUCCACCAUUAAAGUACACCUCCAUAUCUUAUUUAUAACGGAUCCAUCAUUAAUGUACACCUCCAUAUCUAAUUUAUAAUGUAUCCACCAUUAAUAUACACCUCCUUAUCUUAUUUAUAAUGUAUCCAUCAUUAAUGUACACCUCCAUAUCUAAUUUAUAAUGUAUCCACCAUUAAUGUACACCUCCAAAUAUUAUGUAUAAUGUAUGCAUCAUUGACGUACACCUCCAUACCUUGCAUACAGGCUACCGUUCAGCUCAUGUACGGAACGGUACGGUACAUUGGUGUAUUCGCAGACGCCUUCAAGAAUGAAUUUGACCGUAUCGGACAGUCGGACAACAUUGUCCCGCGACUCUUUAUUGUACUCUAUUGUAAGUCAGCAUUUAUUUCAUUGUUGUGAUGUCAUCUGUAUUCAAUCUAACUGUGCUAUUUUGCGGACACACCCGUCAUUGUGCUGAAACUUUUACUCUAACGUUUUAGAGUUGGGAAAACCGACGCUGGAAUAUAUUAUUUUACAAGCAAUCUAGAUGAAAUUGUGUAAUAAAUGUAAUCUAGAUGAGGCUUCGUGUUCAAUGAUAUCUAGAUGAAGUGGUGUGUUAAAAGUAAUUUAGAUGAAGUUUUGUGUUCAAUGAUAUCUAGUUGAAGUGGCGUGUUAAAAGUUAACAGUAAUUUAGAUGAAGUUUUGUGGGUUUCAUAAAGCAAUGAUUGAAAUAGUGGGUUUCAUAAGCAAUGAUUGAAAUAGUGGGGUUCAUAAAGCAAUGAUUGAAAUAGUGGGUUUCAUAAAGCAAUGAUUGAAAGAGUGGGUUUCAUAAAGCAAUGAUUGAAAUAGUGGGUUUUAUAAGCAAUGAUUGAAAUAGUGGGUUUCAUAAAGCAAUGAUUGAAAUAGUGGGUUUCAUAAAGCAAUGAUUGAAAUAGUGGGUUUCAUAAAGCAAUGAUUGAAAUAGUGGGUUUCAUAAAGCAAUGAUUGAAAUAUUGGGUUUCAUAUUGCUAACUCUACCGAUAAAGGAAGUUUUGUAAACAUCAGUUUCUAAUUUUAAAACACAUGAUUCCUGAUACCAGGGUGGUGGAAAGUAUGGCUGCGCCAGGGGUGAAACCUGAAUUUUGAAGCCCAUUUCACAGAAAGUGUAAAUUAACACACACACACACAUAGCCAAGAAUGACGAAAUAAGCACCUCCCCCCCCCCCCAUGGAGUUGGAUCUCGGGGGCGGGGCAACCUUCAAAGUGCCCUGUCAGAAUUUCCGCUGUUAACGGUUGGAUUGUCCCUUUCAAGAACUUUAAUUUAAGAUUUUAAAGGGUUAACACAAACUUUUUAUUCAUAUUUCACGUGAUUUUUCCUCUUUUCUUUUAUUCCACAGACUCCCUACUGGUCGCCACAUCUCUUGCCUGUGUCCUCAGUUACCUGACAAUUCUACACAUGGUGUCAUCCUUUCGGUAACUGGUUUGACACUUAUGUAGUUACUUUUGUUUUUAUCAACUAUCCGUAUAUAAACAAAUGGUAACUAAAUAAUCGGGGAUUAACUUCUUCUAGCGCCCGUCGGAGCUAUGCAAAUAUUAUAAAAGAUACACUUUAUUUCAUGUUUCACCAAAAAGAAGAUUCAAAAGUUCACAGAAAAUCAAUAUCGAAACCCAUUUUAAAAUAUUGAAGAAACAUAUUAAAAUAGUAUAUUUACUCAGCCAAAGAAAUGUUGAAAUUAUAAUUAACCAACCAUUAAAAUUGUAAUUCAAAACAUUCCAUCCUCAUUUAAUAAUGCAAAUUUAACAACAAGCUGGGGAGUGAAGCCAAAACAGAAACAAUCCAAAAACAGGAAAUGAUGUCAUGGCAACUAGUGUAUGAAUUGAUCUUAAGUUGUUUUUUCCUACCUUUUAAACAUUAUUUUUAGAGCAAACCUUUUUGCCUUGUACAAGGGAGACUUUUCAGGCAUUCCACCACCUAUGACCCAAGGGGCAGUAUCUUUGUGCGUAAGUAACAAAAUAUAAAUAAAAAAAAGGUUUAACCCGCUAAAAAAUUUCUCUUUUCAUUUUUAGCUGCUCAUUAAUAGCCAAAAUGGAUGCAAUUAAAUGUGUUAAGUUUUCAUCGUUCUACUUUUUGGCCCAAAAGUGUUGCCUGAACGAGGCAAUGAGAUUCAAAAGUAUUCCUACUACUGUGUACAAGAUAAAGCGCUGUGUCCUAUUUCUACCGCACCAAAGUAACUUAAUUCACUUGUUGACUCCUCAUGAUUGUUCGUUUAUUUCCAAUAAACAGUUGUACGAUUUUCUAACCAGAAAUUGUAACAAUGUUGGACUGCGAUAAAGCUGUCGAAUAUUCCCCCCUGCCCUCUCCUCUUUAAAAAAAAAAUGUAUUUGCAGUCGGCAUAAAAAUGCCACCCCUCAUAAUAAAGGAACAAAAAGGGCGGACACAACCCUCUGCACCCCCCCCCCCACUAUGUAACAAUGUUGGACUGCGAUAAAGCUGUCGAAUAUUCCCCCCUCCCCUCCCCUCUUUAAAAAAAAAAUGUAUUUGCAGUCGGCAUAAAAAUGCCACCCCUCAUAAUAAAGGAACAAAAAGGGCGGACACAACCCUCUGCACCCCCCCCCCCACUUCAUUCCUACGCCUCUGACCACAACAGCUGUCCACACAGGUUGGCUGCAUCAAGUUCGCCGGGUUCCAGGUCGGAUACAUCCUAUGGGGUAAGAUGGCCUUCUACUUUAAUAGCUCUCUCAGUGCUGUCCUACACGGUCUUGAGGAUAUCGUAACGCCCGCUUUGUACCUUGCUGGCGCCCUCUGUCUGCAUUUACGUCUUUAAAAAAACUCAACUGACUUGAUAUUUAACUUUGCACUCCCAUGGAUUUAGUCGCCAUCUUUUAAAACAUUUUUAAAAAAUCCUCUAUAUGAAUUUUCGCUUUUGUUCAUGUGUGUAAGGGGGAAAAAAAUCUUCGGACGGCUAAUUCACCCACUUCCCGUCAACAUAUGGAAUUAAAACUUGGCACAUAGACUUGUUGCCGUUGACUGCACAUUUAACAACUAUCAGCCCUCCCCCGCCCCCGGGACCCUAAACUCUCUCCCUCCCCCCCCACCCCUCAAAAAAAAAAUAUGUUUGUUCUGUUUUUCAAUGGGAAGAUGAAGGAAAUAUGAUGUAACUGAUUUCACAAAAUAAAAUUCCCGAUAACUGCGCUAAAAAAAUAUAUCGCAAUUGCGUUUGGUGCGUAAUAUUAUCUUUUGUUUUUCUGUUAUAGUUGGUGAAGUAAAUCUUGUAAAAGCGAGAAGGAAAUUAGCAUAUUAACAUAGCAUAAAAAUAGUUUUAAGGAUGGAAAUUUGUGAAUAAAAUCCAGUUAAAGGGGUUAUACAAACAUUAACAUUUAUAUGAGACAAAAUUAUGUCACUAUGCAUUUAAUUUUUUUUUCUUCAGGCUACAUAUUGUCUCUUAUAGUUUUCUUCCUCAUCGCUCUAAUCCUUGGCUCCAUCAUAACCUUGUUGACGAACGCAGUGGUAGACUGGCUGGUCAACAAAGUCCUUCAGAUAUGGUUUGUACACAUUUCAGUUCUUUGGAAACCUGAACAGUAAAAAUGUAUGAUCGUCUUUCAAAGAUAAAAAAUAAGAUAAGAUUCUUUUAUUGAUCCCAAUAAAUGACAUAUUUGUAUUACAUUGUACAUACUUAUUUCCAGCACGUGAAUAAAUACAUAUUUUAGGACAAACUGUUUACACGAUCAGUGUAUAUAAUAAUUGGUUUUUGAUGUCAGACGAUGAGUUCCCACACCAGCAGGUGAUGCUGACGUUUAGUCGGCUUCCAACUGUUGCACGGUAGAAUAAGUAGAUGACUUGUUAGUUUACGCUGAAAUUGUCCAAUUUGUCAAUAUAGAAAUGUCUUUUGUUGACUUUUUUUAAUACAUAUAAAAAAAAACUUUUACCACAAUUGAAAUCGUGAGUGUUGCGCUGGUUUUUUUAGCUUUCAACGUCUCUAAUUUAAAGAUCCCGCCAGUUUUAAAGAGCUGAUCGCUUAGUCUACAGCUUAUUUUGAAUAAUCAUUUCAAUCUCUGUAUGUUUAACAUUUACAUUCUUUUCAGCAUUCGAAAUAUGUGUGGUUAAAUUAAUGAAUUAUAAUUCUCUUCGUACAUCUGUUUGAAACUAGCACUUUAACUUUAAGAGGGAAAAAAAAAAAAACCUUUGGGAUAGCGAUUCAUUUUCAGAAUAUUUAGUGGCAUCCCCUUUUUAAAAAAAAUGAAAGUGGCACAUUUUCACCACCGGUACGAUAAGUCAUAGGUAUUUUUUUUUUAGUUCUUACAAAAGUACGAGUUUCGAUGACAAGAGGAAAUCUCACACGUUAUUAUUUAUUUUUAUUUUUUUAAUGAAAAAAGCUGUCUUUUUUUUUUUAAACAAAAUAUUUUUACAAUUUUGUUAGACGUAUCAUAGGGUCUGGAUAACAUAUUUCAAUUUAAAAAAAAAAAAAAUAAUUAUUUAUUUUUAUUUUUUUAAUGAAAAAAGCUGUCUUUUUUUUUUUAAACAAAAUAUUUUUACAAUUUUGUUAGACGUAUCAUAGGGUCUGGAUAACAUAUUUCAAUUUAAAAAAAAAAAAUAAGGAAAAGAAAGAACUAUUUCAUACAUAUGUAACCACAACGAUCGUUAAAUAUUAGAGUUAACAUGUUUGUUUACCAGAAUUUAAACGUAUAGAGUUUUAAAAUGUCAUAUGUGUUUCCACUGCCAACCUGAUAUUUACACAGUAGGUCUUCGUGCUGACAUUACGACGUUAGUGAGAUCAAUCUCUCCCCCCCCCACCCCCCAACAUUCAAAGCCCAUUUAUUUAUCAAGAACAGGGCUACUGUGACGACCAUAAUUUAAUGUCAAUAUUUUUGUAAAGAAACGCUAAAUGGAAUAAAUGUUUGCCCCCAGUGAUUGGUGAGUCGGUGUGGGCGCUGUGGGUUAUCAGGAUAUAAUUGUUUUCUUCUCAUGGUCUAAACACUAUAGUAAAUGCGUAUUCUUCAUAGUCAUCAUUGUUAUUUUUUUGUACAGGCCGGGUGUUCUUAUAGGUAUCGCCAUCUUGAUCCUCCAGAAGUUGCUGGCCAGGUAUGCGUUUCUGCAGGGUGACGGUGCUCACCUGAGGUUGGACAACAGGUAUUGGACUUUUAGUGGUAUUGUAUAUAGUGUGACAACAGGUAUUGGAAAUAAUGGGCUGUUAUAUAGUGUGACAACGGUCUUUGAACUCUACGUCGUGCUUUUAGUAUGACAAGAGUUUUUUUAUAUAAUUUUCGUGUAUAGUAUGACGAUUAUUGAACUAAAAGAUGUGACCUAUAUUCUGACAACAAGCAAUGAAAUCAUUCGGGUAUACUUUUAUGUGAAAACACGUUUUAGACUAAAAGGGUCAUUCUAUUGUGUUACAACAGAUAUUGGAUUAAUUUUUUUAGUUCUACAUUGUGAAAGCUGCUACUAGAGGCGACUAAAUGUAUGUUCUACAGCGGGAUCGCUAUUCUAUUGGACUUUAAAUGACGUUGUACGGGACGAUCACUCGAAAGAGGCCCCCCGUAUGUUAAAAAUAUUUUGAUAGGAAAAAUACAACACAUAAAAUCUAAGAAGCUGUUAAUGCCCUCCACAAAAUACUCCCCCACCACCACCCCACAUCAUUUUUUCAAGCCCGAAAAGUCCAGGAACCAUCGUUGGAGAUCUCCUCCUGCCAGGAAAUCCCAGGGCUGUAACUUCACUCGACUGACUAGCUUUACGGGCGGCCAUCUCAGUCUAAGGACGAUUCAUUGGCCGGUAAUGUUGCUCUCACAACACUAGCCGUCGACUUUCCCAGGGGGUCCCGAAGGUAUAUCUACGUCCUAAUAUCUCCCCCUACUGCCCAUCACGGGGGAAGCAUCGGACGCUCUCUGACAGGAUUUUAUACAGUGAGUUUCCACCUCGCCAAUAGCUCACCAAUUAGCAAUAGCAAAGUUGUUGCCUAGAAAAUAAAACUGUUAAACAAACAUUAAUUUUUUUUUAAGUUUCUGAAGAGCACAACGUGCAAGCUGGAAGAGACGGGGGUAAUCGAAAGACAUCUUUCAAGACAUUCAAUCCCCGUUUGAAUACCCUCCCACCCACCCCCCUGUAUCUCUAAACGUAAUCAAUCAAUUUCUCAUCAGGUUAAUGAUUACAGAGAAUUACAUGGAAUGCAAAUUUAAAACACAUACUUCGAGGUAAUGUAGUGUCAUGGGGUUGGGGGGGGGGGAGGCAUCAUGAUUGCUUCAUCCUGACGGGAGUUGCGGCAGAAUAUUCGGGGCCUCGUUUUUUUUGAUCUGUAGAAGUUGGGAGAUAGUUUCCUGCGCUUCGGAAAUCAAUCCAAAGAUUAAAUUAUUUAUAUUGGAAUAUCCAUAAAGAACCACUUUAUUAAAGAUUCAUUAAUGUCAAUACUCUUGUUGCCGUCAUGUCAGCUGUCAAUUUUUCAAGAAAAUGAUGUCCACUUACAUGAUUUUGACUUCAUCGCCACCCACCCCCACCCCAACCGAAGGUCGCAGAUUUAUUUGUGUAGCAUCACUGCAUGACAACACCAAAACAACAAACAGGAAGAGUUUUUUUUUUUUUAAACUUGCCAUUAAAUUCAUAACUCUUUUCUUUGUCAGACGGCUCUUCUUCAUCUUCACGUACUUCAUGUUCUUCUACAACAUCUUCCUGGGACUGGUCUCCUGUUUGCUCAGAAUCAUCAAGGCCGCAGUCGUCGGGACUCUCUUCCUCUGCCGUCUGGACAGAAGUACACUGCCGAGGAAUUGGGAAUCUUUUGACCCAGGUAAAUUAUUGCGAACUAACAAGAAGCUGAAUCUGAGAACAUUUCUCAUCGGCAAAGUCUAAUGUCCUUCAACGUCCGGCUUCUGGGGAUGUCUUAGUCUCGAAGAGCCUGAGAUGAGCUUAUGAAUAAAAACCUGUAUUUCGUCUUAUUUCGGAAGUUGUGCCUUUGCUAUGAACGAGUUUUCUAUACAUUCUACGAGUGAUCAUGUUACAGCUCCAUUCCAACUAUAAGUUUAGUUAACGAGAAUUAAAUAUCUGUAAUAUAUUUUUUUUUUAAAGUUAACUUAUUUUUUUUACAUUUAGGCUUUCCUCAGCGUGUACUAGCCAGCAGCAGCUGCUAUAAAAUAGAAGUCAUGGGGAAUUUUUGUCAGCUUGGUAUUUGGUUAAUAUACGUCGGGGACCAUACGGUUAGGGAAAUAAUCCAUGUUCACACUUGGGUAAUAUCAUUUUCAGCACUGUUGCGCCUUAAUGAAACCACACACAAUAUUUCAUUUAGAUUUCAAUUACCAUUCCUUUAAAAAAGCCUAAAUGUGAAAGAAUUUUUUUUUAUCCCAAAUGAUCGCGGUCAUUUUCAAAGUUUAUUUUAAUUAUAUUUUUUGUUGGUGCAUCUAUUUCUGACGUCACGGAAAAGAUUUUUUUUCUUUAAAUAGAUUUUUGGAAACUAGAGCGCUGUGAGCAUGCUAAAAAUAGAAUGUACACGCGAGCUAUAAAGUACUCAAUCAUCAUCAUCAACGAUCAAUACAUGGAACAAUAAAUUUAGCAAAUCUAAUUAAUUUAUAACCAUGUGAGUCAUUUCAAAGCUGGGUUAAUGAAUAGUGUGUGUGUGUGGGGGGGGGGGGGGUGGGUCCUUAGAAAAUAGUUUAAAAUUUCAUACACAAUCACAAAAAAUUAUUUUUAUACAUGGAACAAUAAAUUUAGCAAAUCUAAUUAAUUUAUAACCAUGUGAGUCAUUUCAAAGCUGGGUUAAUGAAUAGUGUGUGUGUGUGGGGGGGGGGGGGUAGGUCCUUAGAACAUAGUUUAAAAUUUCAUACUCAAUCACAAAUAAUUAUUUUUCUGUCCUCAAAUUGUUAACUUGUAUUAAAACUAAAAUGAAUAACCUGUCGUUGUCAGGUUUCAACACGUACCAGGGUUACAUCCACAUGGAGGCCGCACACACCAAUCCCACGGUCAACGUUUUCAUCAGACUGUUGAAGUCUCUGAGCCAGUCGAGGAAGUCCUCGGGUCAAAGCAGCGGCGUGUCUCUAGAGAUGACCAACCUGGGCAGUUACAAUCAGCUGGAGACAGACGGAGAAAGCGGUGAGUUGCCACAUUUAGUCGUCGCCCCCGGUGUCCCACCCCUAUAAAUAAAAAAAUGAAAACUUCUGGUUUUGCAACAACAACAACAACAACAACAAAAAAAACGCGUGGGUAGGACUCUGGUAUUAAUAUACAGCAGCCCUCCGUCUUCUGAUCAAACUGCGGCCAUCAUGAAAUUAGCUACUGUCCUAAAAUUUAAUCGUAGAAGUCAAAAGCCUAAUAUCACACUUUGACUUGGAUUCCUGUGCUGUUUAGAACCAUUUAUAAUUGGAAUAUAAGCGGCCCCUUAAUUUACUAUUUCUGUCUCUCUUUAUGCAUUCCCCAGUGAAAUACCCAGCCAUAAGAGGAACAACCAAUCUGGCAGCGCGUUUCAAUUGGCACGUGGCGUACACACUGUUGCUCAACCCUGGGGUAGGUAUUCACAGACCUUUUACUUAA